CAGCAAUAAUGUUAUCAGUCUGAAUUUAGGAGGACCUCCCAUACACAGGAGGACUGAUGAAUUAACCUGUGAGGCCACCACCAACAUUGCUAGCAAGUUGACCUCCAAAUGAACCACCAACAUUACCAACAAGUUCCCCACCAACUGAACCACUACCUGGACUGCCACCAGGAAUGUUGCUAACAAGUCCACCCCCACCUGAACCACCAUUUAAAAGUCCACCACUACCUGAGCCACCUGAACCCCCACUAACAAGUCCACCACUAUCUAAACCACCACCAACAAGGUUGCUAACAGGUCCACCAAGGUUACUAACAAGACCACCACCACCUGAACCACCACCAAGUAAACCAUUUAUGAGUCCACCACCAUCUGAACCACCACCAAGUAAACCAUUUAUGAGUCCACCACCAUCUGAACCGCCACCAAGUAAACCACUCAAGAGUCCACCACCACUUGAACCACCACCAAGUAAACCACUCAAGAGUCCACCACCACUUGAACCGCCACCAAGUAAACCACUCAAGAGUCCACCACCAUCUGAACCACCACCAAUGAGGCUUCCAACAAGUCCAUUACCUCCACCACCUGAACUGCUGCCCAGAACACCACCAAGAAGUCCACCACUUGAACCGCCACCAGUUAAACUAUUUACAACAUUACCAACAAGACCAGUAGCUAAAUUGGUGACAGAAAACACUAAUCUACCAGCUUGGUCAACAAUGCUAAAAACUACAUUAAGGACUGAGCCAAGAGUAUUUGUAACUGCAUUCACAAGAGAACCGAGUAAGCCAGUCUGUAAAAAAAAGACAAAGAAACAUAUAUAA
This is a messenger RNA of Hyla sarda, 827 nucleotides long. RefSeq lists its product as uncharacterized. Bases 174 to 827 code for a protein of 217 amino acids. The transcript is spliced from 2 exons. Lineage: Eukaryota; Metazoa; Chordata; Amphibia; Anura; Hylidae. The record is from RefSeq and is a predicted model, not a curated record.